AUGACUAGAAGUGAGAGCUGGAAUUCCAACUCUGACCUUGCUCUAUUCCAAGAUAGAAGCAUAAUUUCUGGAUCUGCUGUCCCUUGUGUAAUCUUGCACCAGUCACUCCUCAGCCCUCUGACUGCAGGACAACAGAAAGAACUUUCAACAAUGUUGGCAACAGCUGGUGAAGUUCCACAACCUUGGCGUCCUCUAUGGAGGUUCCAUCGCUGGAGGUUCCAUCGUCUCUCUCCCUCCUUGGAAUCAGAGCAGGUGAAACAGGAAGAGGCAGAAACUGAAGACAAUGAACUGGAUUCCAAAUCAUCCUCCGAAAACCUGUUGUACGUCCAGUCAUCCAAGGAGCCGCAACUGGUCUCUGAAAUUCAGACAAUGGCCUAUAAUAAUAGGACCUACGUGCUGGAUUCUAUCCGGCAUUACCUAAAGAAAUAUCUGGAGGUGGAAUCUGAGGUCCUCUCAAUAGGGAUUUUUAACAGCUACCUCCAGGAUCUCAUUUCCAUAAUGACAGACUCUACAAAUUGCCUGGACAGGAAAUUUCUCUUUUACUUUUAUGGAUUGAUCCUCAGGGAGUCCUCAGAGAAAAUUGACCUGAAGAAACACUUGUUAGGUCUCCUGGAUCUGUCUCACCAUUUAGCGAGCCAUCGUGAGGGCAUAGCACUAGCAAUCGGGCUGGCAUCUUCCAUCCACUUUGAACAAGUCUGGUCUAUUUUGGAGCAUUUUGCCCAUACUAGAAUACUGAGGCGUAGUACAGUCUCCAGUAAUGCCAAGAACAUUCAUGAUGUGCCUUGGAAGUGGGCAAACAGUACAGCCCUGCUAUGCUAUGGACAGAUGGUAGUCCAUGCCAAGAACAUCAUUCUCCCAUGGGUAGACAAUAUCACCUCCAGGAUGGUGUACUACUUCAACUGCAGCAAAUAUGAUUCCAUCUUGAAGAAUAGUUUUCUCAGUGCCACAAUCAUGAUUUCCACAGUACUCAGCAAGGAUCCUGGAGCACAGAACUACAUAUUCAAACAGAUCCCAGACCUCAUUGACUGUAUAUUGAUCAGCAUUCAGAACGAAUCCCAGGAACUUCUUGUCACAUAUUUUCAUCAGAGGAGCCUACAAGUUAUCAACACUUUAUGCUCCCUGCUACAACCGAGCAUCCCAACGAUGGUCAAAACAAGAGUUCUCAGUAUCUGCUUUGAAAGCCUGUUCAUGCUUCCUGCCCCAGAGAUGUUAGCAAACGAUGUGGUUGACCAGGAGGACCUACCUGAUAUUCAGACCCUGCAUACAAAGACAAUGCAGGCCCUUGACCUGCUUCUCCAACAUUUCCUCUUUGAGCAUCAGACAAUGGAAGAGCUCCAAUUUAUCCUGCAGCACUUUGAGCCCUGGCUCAUGGCCAGUAAGCCUCACGAGAGACUUCGGGCUGAGCAGACUGCCUUGAGGUUACUCCAAUACUCCCAAGAAAACCUGAGUCUAAAUACUGAGACUUCAUUGGCAAUGAUGGGGAAUCAGAUAGGUUUGUUCAGUCUUCUUUGGCGAGAUGAGUGUGAAGAAAACCGACUCUGUGCUCAAGAGUGCAUUUCGGUCCUCAUCCAGCUCCUGACAUAUAAAAAGCCUGAGGAAGAACAUAUUUGCAUACAUAUAUUGAAGCAACUGAAGCAUCUGAACAUCAAGAUCUCAAAGAAAGAGGUCAAAGAUUGCACCUUUCUAGUGAAAUUGUUUAGGAAAAAUCUCUCUGUGAAACAAAAUACUCAACUCAUCCUGACCUUAAUGAAUGGCCUAAAGGGCCACAACCAAGUCAGAGUACAUUUGGCUCUGGAGUUGUUCAGCCUUUUUCUUCAUACCCCAGGACUCAAGAUGGAGCAGGUGGCAGAAGUGUUUAAGGGCAUACACAAAGUGCUCCCUUCUAUCAUGUUCCUGGAUGUCCGACUGUCACUUUUCAAAGUUAUCCAAGAGUUGGGGCGAAAAUACACACAGACAGUGGUUGAAGUACUUUUGUCCAUCGCCCAACCAAUGGACAGGCAAAUCAUGGAAAUAUGGAAGGUCAUGGGAAUGGAUAAAAAUUUAAGGAAGAGACUGAUGACCCUGCUGUUCCUGAAAAUGAAAAUUCGUCCAUCGGGAGAGAUUUAUGGAAAUGUAAAGGAGAAGAUAGAAAUGAUGUCCAUAGAGGCACUGAACACAAUGUAUGAGCUCCUCUACCUUCAGGAAUUCCGGCGGGUGAUCCAUUGGGCCUUCUCCAGUAUUCUUUUGGGCCUGCUGACUCAGCUGCACUACUUUUUCGAAACGAACAUGGAUGACAUGGAAUAUUUUGAUGACACCCUGAAUUUGGAGUAUGUCAGUCCUUUCAGGACGUGUCUGGAGGCCCUGAAAGGUCUGUUUUGGACUACUGACAACUGGGAGGUAUUUGCUUAUAUGAAGCUCCAGGAGGGCUGGCUGCUUUUCGAGAGGAUAGCUACAUUCCAACAGGGUGUGACCCUGCUGUCGAGGGCCAUUACUCACUACAAAUGUAAGACCAAGGACAUUUUAAACUAUGCUAUGAAAAGCAUGAAGAAGAGCCCCUAUGAGCGGGAUCAUUUAGUGAGCAUCCUUAUCAUCACUGAGCUUCUCAACAGCACAGAGGUCCCAUGGUGUAUGUUUCGGAGAACUAUCAGGAACUUCCUAAUUUCAUCCCUGAGAAGCUCCAACAAGGUGGUGCGGAUCAUGAGUUUGCAGGGAUUGGGCAGCAUUCUACUACAACCUGAGAAGGGAAAUCUGCUCCGGAACCAACUGUCAGGACUGAUAGUAGAAUUGUUGCAUCGGGAAGAGAAUACCAUAUUGCUACUUAUGAAUAUCAUUGGAGAAAUCCUGCAUCUUCUGACCUUACAAGGUGCCGGCUACAGCAGUCUCAGGGUGGCAGAGCAACUGUUCGAUCUCUUUGAUGACGAGAAUGAAAGGAUUCGAGGAGAAGCCAUCUUCCUCUAUGGAGAUGUAAUCCAUAGUGGUGGAAAGAAGUUUGAACAUGAAUUGAAGCUGCAUGCUUUUCAGUGCCUGGUUCCUCUCCUAUUCCAUCUAGCUGACUCCUGCCCAGAGGUUGUUGGGAAGACCAAGUUCACUUUCAUGCGUCUUGCCAUAUUAUUCAAUUGGGGCUUUCGGAAGGAACUGUUUAGCACUCUGGCCUGGCGUGAGGGCAAAGGAGCUGAGAAUGACAUCUUUCUCUACAUGGUGGAGAGUAAUUUUGGAGAAUACCAUUUGUUUCUCCUGCAGGCUUUUAUGUAUGUUAAGAGCCCUCAGAAGAACCUCCAAAGAGCUGCCAUGAAGUUUAUUGGUGGGAUGCUUCAGGAGUAUUUUUCUGAUCUCUGCUAUUAUUUGAACAAGUCGGAUAUGAAGCUACUGACAAAAAAUUUUGAAGAUCUGCGAAGGGACCAAGACCCCAAUAUCAGAAAGUUCUACCUGAAUUAUUCAAAAGAUAUCUAUGAGCUGUCCCAAUAUGUAGCCUGA
Molecule: messenger RNA, 3453 nt
Organism: Gracilinanus agilis (Agile Gracile Mouse Opossum)
Lineage: Eukaryota; Metazoa; Chordata; Mammalia; Didelphimorphia; Didelphidae
Product: maestro heat-like repeat family member 5
Exons: 27
Coding region: 1-3453 (1150 amino acids)
Cellular component (GO): cytoplasm
Source: RefSeq, a predicted model, not a curated record